AUGCCCUCCGUAGAAACUCCUGCAAUCUCAAAAGCCGGCAUCACCACCUCCGCUACUGGCGAACGCCACAUCCCCGCGUCUGUCCGCCCCGACGGCUCCCUACGCAAAGAGAUUCGCGUUCGCCCAGGCUACCGCCCACCAGAGGAUGUUGAACUUUACAAGAACCGUACCGCCGAGGGUUUCCGCAACAGAGGCAAGGCAGGAGUGCCGGGUGCAGAAGCGGUAAAGAAGGAGGAGAAUUCUAGCACAUUGAGUCCUGCUGCCAAUAAGAAUGCCAAGCGGAGGGAAGCUAGAAAAAAGGCUGCAGCCGCAGCGGAUGAUGGAAAAGACGAGGGCAAAGGAGCCUCUGCCGACAUGAAGGAAAAGGAAGCGUCGGUGGAGGUCAAGGCGAAGGAGAAUGCGAAGCCUGAGGCGGACAAGGUUGUUGACCCCGAGGUCGAGAAAGAGAAGGAAGCGAAGAAGCUUACGAAGAAGUUAAGACAGGCGCGCGAAUUGAAGGACAAGAAAGACAAGGGCGACAAGCUGCUCCCAGAGCAGUUCGAGAAGGUCAUCAAAAUCAACGAGCUGAUACGCCAAUUAGAAAGCCUCGGCUUCGAUGCACAAGGAGAGAAGAAGGGUGAGACUUGA
This is a messenger RNA of Alternaria burnsii, 627 nucleotides long. RefSeq lists its product as uncharacterized. Lineage: Eukaryota; Fungi; Ascomycota; Dothideomycetes; Pleosporales; Pleosporaceae. Gene Ontology annotation, cellular component: cytoplasm; exon-exon junction complex. Gene Ontology annotation, biological process: exon-exon junction complex disassembly. The transcript has a single exon. Gene Ontology annotation, molecular function: RNA binding. The record is from RefSeq and is a predicted model, not a curated record. Bases 1 to 627 code for a protein of 208 amino acids.